CCUUCAGACAAGGUGACCUGUUGUUGGCUGCCAGGCCAGAAGAAGACAUUUAAUCUCUUAGAGGAUGCACGGCAUCAAUAACAGUCAGUGCACGCUGCCAUGUGGAGCGAUGCUGCAGCAGGAAGGUGUGUUUCACCUCUGAGCUCACAAAGAUGAGGCACCUAACGCAAGCCUGAUGUCUCACUUGUGGUGGAGCUGUGAGGAAACAAUGAGGAAGGCGACGCAAGACCGCCCACGUACUGAAAAAAGAAGGAUGAUUGAGCGUCUUAGUCACUCUUAGGUGGACAGCUGGACGUCCUGAAGAAGAGGACGAAGCCCUUCUGUGAGCUCGGACUGAAGAAUUGCUCAAGUAUUAUUUCAUGUGCGCUUGAUGCUUUCCGAAGAUUCCGCAAAGCUCCGAUCAGCUUGAACUCUCCAGCAGUCUGUUCCUGAGCACAACUUUGAAGAUGACAAUGUCGUCCCCUGUGAGGCCAGGAGCUGUCACUCUGGCUCAGCCCAUCCCCGUCCCGACGCUGACCGUCCUGCCCCCAUCCUCCGACACGGAGUCCUGGUCCCGCUCGCCCAGCCCGAGGCCGACCCGCUCCGGCCGACAUCCGCGCUCACACCGCAGCAGGACCCGGACCAAGAAGUGGAACUCGGAAGACCGAGCUUCAACGCGCAGGCGGACAGAAACGCCGCAGAUUGUAAUAGAAAAGAGUGUCCGCAAGGGAACCGUCCCGCUUGGAAGGCCUUCCACCGCCACAGAUCAGAGUCAGGCCAGCCUGUCCCAGGACCACCUCCUGCCACCGUCCCAAUCCUGGUCUCGUAGCCCUUCUCCCAGCCGACGCUCCCGCUGGUCCCUUAGGAGCCUGCUCGGCAGGGACUCUGACUGGGACAGCUGCAGCACCGCCAGUAAUUCUCCACGCAGCACUCCGGGCAGCUCACCCUCCCUGCGGCGCCGGGUAUUGGGGGGUGGCCGAGCCAGCGAGAGCGAGGGCGGCGGGGAGAAGAGUGGCGGCGGAGGUGGCGGCUCCGACAGCCCCCUGCCCUCCGUGCCAUCUGCGUCCUCCCUCACGUCCGCCUACCCGCUCGCUUCCAGGCAUUUCCGGAGCAAUGCCAAGAAAAUGCAGAGCUGGUACAAUGUUCUCAGUCCCACUUACAAGCAGCGGAACGAGGACUUUCGUAAAAUCUUCAAAAAGCUUCCCGACACGGAGCGACUCAUUGUGGAUUACUCGUGCGCUCUCCAGAAGGACAUUCUGCUUCAAGGACGCCUGUACCUGUCCGAGAACUGGCUUUGUUUCUACAGCAACAUCUUCCGCUGGGAAACCACUAUCACCAUCCUGCUGAAAGACGUUACCUCUAUGACCAAGGAGAAGACUGCCAAGCUCAUCCCAAAUGCCAUCCAGAUCAGCACAGACAAUGAGAAGCACUUCUUCACGUCUUUCGGAGCACGGGAUCGCAGCUUCAUGAUGAUCUUCCGCCUGUGGCAGAACGCACUGAUGGACAAGUCCUUGUCCCCCAAAGAGUUGUGGCACAUUGUGCACCAGUGUUACGGCACGGAGCUUGGCCUCACCAGCGAAGAUGACGACUACGUCUCCCCGACGGCCGAACACAUGAACGGCCUACUGCCAGGAGAAGAGUCUGUGUCCGUCACAGAUCUUCUGGACUUGAGCUCGGUGUCGGCACCCUCCUCUGGCAGCUCGCCUCCACCCUUGGUGCCCUGCAGUCAGGCCAGCUCUCCUUCGGUUGCCACCGCCGUCAGCUCCUCUCCCCCGUCCCCGGCUACCUGCUUGCCCAUUGAGGUGCCCUCAUCGUCGGGACGCAGGCUCAGCUCGGACCCCCUGGAUCCCAGCCCGCCCAGCUCCCAUGGCUCACUUCCGUCUGCCGCUGCUCUUGCCAACACUUCUUCUUCCUUUAACCUAGAGGAGGGCGGGGACAGCCUGUCUGAAUCGGCCAGUCACAUGCUGCCCUUGCCCAGCCUGAGAAACCUCUCGUCGUUGGACAUCACCAACGAUGAGGACCUGCCCACGGACCCGAGCAACUCGUCCGACACACAGGAAGAGAGUGAAGUGGAGUCCUUCUGCGCCAACCUGAGCGGGCGGCUAAACAUCAACACUGCCGUGCGGAUGAGUGUGGACAAGCUCCACGACCUGCUCUUCUCUGCCGACACACACUUCAUCCGACACCUCUUCUCCCAGCGACACUUCACGGAACUGACGGUGGGCAAGUGGCAGCAGGACGCCAGCAGCGGGAGCACCAGUCGUGUGCUCAGCUACACCAUCGCCCUCAACAACCCCCUCGGCCCCAAGACUGCGCCUGUGGUGGAGACUCAGACACUACACAAGAGCAGUGCUCAGGGCGAGUGUUACGUGGUGGAUUUGGAGGUCAUCACCUCGGGCAUCCCGUACCAGGACUAUUUCUACACCGUGCACAGAUACUGCCUCACCGCCAUCAGCAAGCACAAGAGUCGACUCAGAGUGUCCUCAGACAUCUGCUAUCGGAAGCAGCCGUGGAGUCUGGUCAAAGCGCUGAUUGAGAAGAACACCUGGAGCGGCAUCGAGGAGUACUACCGGCACAUGGAGAGCGAGGUGUGCAAGUUGGAGACGCUGUUGCAGACCGAGGUCACCGUGGUGACCACCGGCGACGCCACCAGUGCCGCCGAAACCGCCAGGUCCCCGCUGGCCCUGCGUCGACGUAAAAGGACCUGCUCCCGCCGGCAGGGGGAGCGGGAGAGGGAUGGGGAAGGCACGGGCGCCUCAGACCGAGGCGACAGAGGAGUUGGAGAUGACCGAGACCUCAGACAAGCUGGUGCUCAGUAUAUGAAGCUGGGAGAGCGUGCGCGUGGUGGAGCACAGAACAGUAUAUCCACUAUCCUGCUGAUCGUCAGCUUCAUUCUGGUGGUGCUGGUGGCGCUCAACAUGCUGCUCUUCUACAAACUUUACGCCCUGGAGCGAGCGGCCCAUACACUGGAGACAUGGCACUCCUACUCACUAACAGACAGUCCUCUUCCGCAGACGGCAGGCGAGUGGGCUCAGGUGCUGCAGCUGCAGAGACAAUUCCACCAGGCGCAGCUCAGCAAGUGGCAGCAGAUCCUGCAGUCGUCCGUGGCUCUUCUUGACCAGAUGAAGCAGUCGCUCGAAAAACUGCACCAAGGCAUCGCGGUCCCAGGAGUCCAGCAGGACCCGGACCCAAUCCCGGAUACCCCGACGGACACCUGAGCCCCUGCCCCGCCCCCAUGGUACUGCCACGCCCACUCUCACCGUUGCCAGGGAACAACAGAACAUGACCCACAAGCACCCUCACCUGUUAGACUUGAAGCCACGCCCCCCGAGUGGUCAAUCAGCAAUAAUCUGAGAGAGGGGCGGGGCCUUAUGAGCAAGUACUUUUUUGGAUGCCACGUUUCAGCGAGGAAGGAGGGCUCCGCCUCCUCCUCUUCCUCCUUUCAGACACACGCCUCCUCUUCCCAAGGCUGUUUUCUUGUUUUAUAUAAUAAUAAUAAUCGUAAUAACGAAGAAGAAGUUAGUUAUUGUGGACCACUUGCAGUAUUUAUUCUAACCUUUGACCUGACGUCUCGUCCUCACUUGCUGUCAAUCACGUUGGACCAAAAGGCGGAGCUGCUGGAGGACGACGCCCACAAUACAGACUCUUCUUGAAUGUUUGACGGUGGAAUAUUCAAACAAUGUUGGUGCGUGUGUGUGAUCACAAGGAGUCCGCGUUACAUUUCAGAUGUUGCAUUUUCUUAAUGUUUGCCAAACUUGAAGGACCAACCGGAAAAUUCCGUGAGGGGAAAACAAAAAAGGGAAUGUAUUUUCGUCCUGUUACUUUGUUUUGUUUUGGGUUUUUUUAAGAAAAAAAAUCUCAAUAUUUUUCCUGUCUUUACAAUCCCCCCCCCCCCCCCAUGUUGUUUGGUCACGCCCACUCCUGGCUCCCAAUCACGUGGUCUCUUCACCCCCCUCCCUCCCUCCCUCCUUCCACCUGCUUGCUGUGGCCCUGCUGUGCGCGGCCCACCAGCAACAUGUCGUGUUAUUUAUUAUGAAGAGGCGGAGACUGACGUAGGGAAAGGGGGCGAAGUCCAGAAUGUACUGUGAACACGUGAUUGUGCACGCGGAGAGAAAUGGAAAAAAAAAGAAAAAAAAGUACUUAAAAAAUGUCCUUGCUUGUCUUUUGUGUUUGCUGAGGAGUCAACAUCAGGAAUUUAGCAGUGAAAAAAUUCUAAAUAUUUAUCUAUAAAUAAAGCAAUAUUUAAUAAUUUCAAUGAAAUAAGAUU
Entelurus aequoreus (snake pipefish) is the source of this 4246-nucleotide messenger RNA. Its product is annotated as protein Aster-A-like. Gene Ontology annotation, biological process: intracellular sterol transport. The coding region runs from base 447 to 3197 and encodes 916 amino acids. The record is from RefSeq and is a predicted model, not a curated record. Lineage: Eukaryota; Metazoa; Chordata; Actinopteri; Syngnathiformes; Syngnathidae. The transcript has 20 exons. Gene Ontology annotation, cellular component: plasma membrane; endoplasmic reticulum membrane; endoplasmic reticulum-plasma membrane contact site. Gene Ontology annotation, molecular function: sterol transfer activity; sterol binding.